UCUUCCAUUACUUGCAUCUUCUGGAGGGCACGAGUUUCGACAAACCACAUUCAGGAUUCCGACAUUGACUUUGAGACGAUGCAACUCUUGGGGUGAAGCCUUUCCGGGGAACGCGAAUCAAGACACGAAAGCGACUAAAAACGUAAACUCCAAUACAAAGAAGCGACCUUCAUGAAGGGUUUUGUGAAACGGCGGUGUUCUCCACUCGCUCAUGAAAGAUGCAAGUCACUGAAAAGGUUAGCCAGCUGUAGGAAGCCUCAAAACAUCAGUUCUCUCUUGUUCCAUGCACUCGCACUAUUUCCGUUUCGAUAUGUCAUUUCGUCAUGGUGACGGGUCUUGGUUUUCUGCGCGUGCCACCGUUUUGGAGUGGCGUAGGUGAGAAGGUCCCCGGAGAAAAGGUCCCCUCAAGAGUCCGUCCUACAAAGAUGCCUGCUCUUUUAUUGGUUUGCGCUUUUUAAUACCGUGUACUAGAGCCCUGCACGGGCCGAUAUGCCCAGUGAACAGAGCCGGUGACUCAGAGCGUAUAUUCCGGCAAAGUAUUUCCAGACGUGACGUACCCGUUUCUAGCGCUUCUAACAAAAAUUUAUAAGUCAAUUUAUAAGAAGAGAAGACACGGCCACAAACAUACCACAACAGCACGCGACCAAAUUAAAUCCAGGACGGGCAAGCGUGUUACCGACCAAGUUUUUGUUCAUGUAGAGGACGUCGUCGACAAACCCAUCUUUUCCCCUCUUACCAAGCUUUGCAAACGUGUUUGUAAAAUACGUCAGGAGCAACGUAAAGUGGCUUCAAGAAUGUUAUAACAUAAUCCCUCGCUGGUUUUUGCAAACACAGGAAUGACACGUGAUGAUAUAAACCAAGUCCUCCGUUGCGCGGAAUUAGUUGCGUGACUCUCGGCCCGACUCUUCUAAUCAGUCCCAUUGGUUUGGACCAGAAUCGCGUUUUAAGCGUUCAAGUACAAGACCACGUCAACAAUGACGUGACGAUAAAGUACCAUGGGAGGACCUUUUCUCCGAGGACAAGAAGGGUCAUUUUUUCCUUCUGGCAGUUGUAGGCUUCGUUGUACGCUGUUUUUGUCGUCCAGCAACCCCAAGUGAGUGAAAAUAACGGCCAGUCCCUGAGCAAGAUGUAUAUGAUGAGCCGUAACGUUGAACCCGAAAUGCAGAUGGGCGCGGCAACAAGAAAAGAACAUUAGUGAGAAUCGUAACCCAUGGCAACGAAACUCUCCAUUCAUCAUCUCGCAAUAACCCAUGGCAAUCUGCUGAAAAUUCACUUUGCUGAACCGGUUCGAACCGAUAUUUUGCGCUGCUGCGGAGCUCAACUCAAACGGAACAAAUAUGCCUGAACCUGAACCCGAACCUCCGAUCCUGCAUCUCCAGUGGCUGACUACGGAGAACAGUUACCCAAGCAAACAGUGGCCAAUGGCCAGAGGUUGGCAGGGGUCUGGUAGGCCUUUGGCCAGCAGGUUCUGUGGCCACCAAAAUAAAAUUUGAGGUUGGCCAAAGUUUGGUAAAUGCCAUGUAUGGUACAAUCACGUUGGCGUGAUUUGUGCCAAUGUACUGAGUAAAUCAAGUUGUUUUCGGACAAAGUGCAAUGUCAAGUUUUCAAAGUUGCAUAACGCAUCGUGAGGAAUGUGGUUUGCAAACAACGUCGACAUUCAGUGGAAAAUAUAAAAUUAAAUAAAGUUGAGAGCAAUGUCCCACACUGUUGGCAAGCAUAUGGCAAAUAUGUGUGGCAGCAGGUUGCUUGGCCAACAAAUCAACUUUUUCGAUAUGUCAGCCUUCUGUCAGACAAUGAUUGGCAAUAGCUUGGCAACCAUGUAUGGCACAUAUUAAAUAAGAAGGAGGAGACGUCCAUAAGGGUGGAGUGCCCAGCGUUUAAUGAAUGCCUACACUGCCAGCCCAUGAGAUACGGGCCAGAACUCUUAACUUCUUUUACAGCAUGCAUACCUUGGCCAAACUCGUAACAAUCCCUAAAAUAUAUCAAAUAUAUCUGAUGGAGAUAAACCACCUGGUCAGAAGUUAUUCAGAUUCACUCGAGAGCAUUAGGUGUUUUCAACGUAAGUGUGCUGCUGUCUGUGCAAAGUAUUUACGAGUAACACUCUUCGAGCAACAGAGUAAACCUGGUUUUACAGCUCCGUCUCAGGUAAUCACAUUGGAGACGAGAGUCUACCAGGAAAGUUGUUGGAUAUCCUCGUCACCGUUACAAACGUUUUACUAAACACUUGGUGAACAUGCCCCGCAUAGUGUUGCAGUAUAUGUUCCACCCAGUUCGCUAACUGAGGCGCUUACCCCGAUGUGUGGGGUAUACAACACUCACACUGGCCACAGAGCUAAAGACGGGUGCGCGCGAGUGCUUGGAGUCAGCCACUCACAUGGCUUCCCACGUCAAGAAAAGCAAAUUGCGCACAAAUAACAAAAACAAAACAAUCGAAACCUGGGGAACAUAUCUGGGCAGUUGUUGGCCAACCAAAUACAUACCAAGUGUUGGCCUUUUUGGCAAAAGGAACAAAUCCCAUUACCAAACUCUCUGGCCUAGCUUAGACCGGCAACUUUGGCUAGUCAAACUCAGCCCAAUAUUGGCCCACAUCUGGUGUGCUCCUUCGGCAGACUUGUGUUUGGGCACACAUUGGCCAGCCAAACCUUUGGCCAAGGAACCAAUGCCACACUGGUCCCAUACUCAGUUUGGCCAGUCUGGCUAGCCAACGUUUUGCCAAUGCUGGGCCAUAUUUGGCAUUUUGCUUGGGUAGCUCCAUCACCGGGAAUAGAGAUGCGAUCUAUUCUACUCUACAAGCACGUUGUAUAAACAAACGUACGUUAUUUUUUGUCCGUGCUGUGUAUUCUUACCAUUGGAUUAAAUAUGAAUGAUACAACUUUUCAAGUGUGUUGAGAAAAGCUGAGGUUGGCCUUCGUGACAUCACCAAUUCCAACAAACGGCAGAGAAUGGAGAAAACAACAGCUUUAUUUCAAUCAGUGGGGAAGGCUGACUGUGUCACAUUUGUGGCAAAUAAUCUUGUUUGCCUUCACUUGUCUAGGAAACAUUGCUCGAGUUACUGGGCGUCGGCCAACAAAGGUCACUUGGACGGGAUAAUGGGAUUUAUACCCAUCCUGGUGUCCCAUGGUUUACACAAAGGCCGAUUGCCCCGUUGAUCUAGGGGGCAUGAAUCUACGACUGUAAUGUUUAUUACCAAACAAGGACUUGAAACAAGGAAAAAUUCCCUCUUUCAAAUGAUAACAGGAAUGACAAAAAUCAUGAAAAGGAAUCGCGCUGCAUCUCCGUGUCUUGUAUGUCACCGGAGCUCAAACUUGUCUCGAUUCUCAUUUUAUUAUACAACCUAGCUCCCGUAACCUGCCGUCCGCCACCUAGAAAAUUUUCAAAUAAAGAAAUCAUAUUCACGAAACCUCUUUCACCUCAAUCGGUCAAGUCCCAAGAAUUAUUACCAUGACAGUCUUCCCAAAGAUCAACGCGAAUAAGCAGGAAAAAAUGAUAGGUGUGCAGCAGGACCCUUCAAUCAAUUUGUGCCUCAGGAUGAGAGCUUUCCAACAGAGACUGCAUUUCCAGAAAACUAGCCACAGUUGCUUGGCGGCGCUAACACAGAGACAAAAAAGAAAAAAAGAAAACGUGCUUUCUGCGCACGCGCCGAGGUAAGCCCAGUUUUCGCCGAAUCGAGUGCGCACCUUCCACGAAUUUAGGUCAGCUGGAUAAUGGGGAAAGAUCGUCCCAAGACAAAGUGCCUUUUUUGUGUGUUUCAGAUUGGGAUUAAUAGUCAACAGCCACUUGACGAAAGCAAACUGGAGAUGACAGGUUCUCUCCUGACGAUCCCAUCGGACAAGCCUUAGCUUUCACCUAUGACAGAUAUAAUAAUCGAAAGCAUGGACAUGUCCAAUUGCAACAUCGGGCAUAAAUCGUCUAUUUCUCACCAUCCAGAUUUCAAGAAACAACAACAAAAUAAUAAGGACUGGAUGGAAAGUAUCUGUUGUGAUGCUGAAACACACAAACACAACACAAGUUGGCUUUCAACGGCAUUGUUGUUGAUUCCCAUCACAUUUAUUACGGGCGUUGUUGUGCUACGUUGCUACCGUUGACUGUAAAGAAAAUACACUUGUCGUCAACCUUCUAUUUUCAACCCUGCUUUCACCGAGUUGCGUGACUGCGUGCCAAUCACAGCUAGGUGCAUUGUGGAUGUCGUCUGUUAAUGUAACCGUGAAGCUUUAUCAUUGGUAUUGUUGUUUGUGGUCAUGCUACAAACGUUCUGCAAACGUUGUUCUUGAUUAUUCAUAGACGAUAAUUUUGCGACGUAUGAAAGGUUUACUGAUAGCAUGGGAAACCUUCGAAACGGAUGACAUUAUAUGAACUGACAACCCGGUAGGAUGAAUUUCGUACGUCAGACGUCAAUUUCAUGACAACAAAGAGACACCAAAAUGACACUCACCGUCCAAAUCACAUGUCUAAAAUUGCUUUCCGCUCAUAGCAUGUUCAACGUAACGAACCAGUGGUUGACACUCGUACGGCCUUGAUGCAGUUCUUGUAAACCUUCGCGCAUUGAGCACAUGCUGGCACAAACAUUGGGGCUAAACGGAGCACAGCAGAAACCAUUCGUACUGGAUGUUAAAAGGGGAUGUAGAUCACAACAUCGGCUAACGGUACAUAUGGUGGGUGGGGGUGCACCAGCGCACAAGUACAAGUUUCGCGGAGAAAACGGGGCAAACAAUCUUGCGCCCAAAAUUGUGGCGCCAUCUCUCAGUGUUGGAAGAAAAUAGAAUUCUACUCCGGCACUUUCUUUUCUCAGAAAAUUAUCCAUAUCGUAUCAUUUUAAUCAUAAAAUUAUGUUUCUAGAUGUUCUAGAAACAACCUAUAUCUAACGCAAAUUUUAUUGCCUUGCAGAGUAGCAAAGCACACAAAAAAAGUUGAACGCGUGCGUCGUCUGCUUGGUAUUGUAACGCCGCCUGUAAGCGAAAGCCAAGGAAUUAUAAUUCUAUAACUCGACAUGGACGUAGAAAAUCCUGAGAACGAAGCUUUUGAUCUCAAAGAGCUGGAUGCGCCUGCAACGAAACUAGACCAUGAACGUCAGGAACCAGCACAGCAGUAUCCAGAUGCCAUACAAACUGAAUUGUACGAUGAAAAUCGUACGGUUGGCGACUUCCAGAAGAGAGCUCAAGAAGUUGCAAGACACGCGUUGGAGUCCCUCUUCGAUGACUGGGUGAAAGAAUUGGCAAGCACUUUGGUCUACGACACAAAAAUACUAACGACAAUGGCAUCCCUUCAAAACCAAGCUCACCAACUAGAAGAAGAAAAAAAUAAUGUCCUUAGCGAAGUGGAGAAAAGUCUGGGCAUACUUAUGAAAGGUCCUCAAACCAGCAAGGAUGCAAUCACAGUUUAAAAUCUACGCUUGUGUAGCACACCAUGUCAUAUUAAAAAUUGCACUUUUGUC
Ornithodoros turicata is the source of this 5431-nucleotide messenger RNA. RefSeq lists its product as uncharacterized. The record is from RefSeq and is a predicted model, not a curated record. The transcript is spliced from 4 exons. Bases 4988 to 5380 code for a protein of 130 amino acids. Lineage: Eukaryota; Metazoa; Arthropoda; Arachnida; Ixodida; Argasidae.